Messenger RNA from Aspergillus homomorphus CBS 101889, 1242 nucleotides. Its product is annotated as glycosyltransferase family 69 protein. The record is from RefSeq and is a predicted model, not a curated record. NCBI's taxonomy places the organism in Eukaryota, Fungi, Ascomycota, Eurotiomycetes, Eurotiales, Aspergillaceae. The transcript has 3 exons. Bases 1 to 1242 code for a protein of 413 amino acids.
AUGAUUCUCCCUCUCGCGACCUCCAAGGCCGGUCCCCGCUGGGUCCCCCGCCGCCGAUAUGGGUUCCGCCGACGCGUCGGGCUCCUCCUGGGCCUUGGCCUAGCCAUCUGGACAAUGCUCCAAGUCCUCGCUGUUCACCACCGUAUCGCCAUCGCCGAUGCCCGUCCACCUCCCCCGCCGCCCUCCGAGCGCAUCUUCAUUGCCAGCACUCAUUGGAACAACGAGCGCAUCCUCCGCAGCCAUUGGAACGACGCGGUCGUCGAUCUGGUCCAGACCCUCGGCUCGGACAAGGUUUUUGUGAGCGUGCUGGAAAGUGGAAGCUGGGAUGACAGCAAGGGAGCUCUGCGCGAGCUGGACACGAGACUAGAUCGACUUGGCGUGCGACGCAACAUCACGCUGUCCGACAGAACACAUCAGGAUGAAAUCUCCGCGGCGCCCGGGCGCGAUGGCUGGAUUGAGACCCCGCGGGGGCGGACGGAGCUCCGACGCAUUCCAUAUUUGGCCCGGCUCCGCAAUUGGACCCUGCAACCGCUGGAAGACUUGGCUCGCCAGGGGAUUACCUUUGACAAAGUGCUUUUCUUGAAUGAUGUCGUCUUCACGAUCGACGAUGUAGCGACUUUGCUGCAGACCAACAACGGGAUCUACGGAGCUGCUUGCUCCCUAGACUUCUCAAAGCCUCCUCUUUACUACGAUACCUUCGCAUUGCGUGACUCUCUAGGUGAUGAACAUGUCAUGCAGACCUGGCCGUACUUCCGCUCUGCCGCCUCCCGCAACGCGCUCAUGAACAUGGAGCCAGUGCCCGUUAGGAGCUGCUGGAAUGGGAUGGUGGCCAUGCCCGCCGCGCCCUUUGUAUCUGCUACACCGCUGCGGUUCCGUGCAGUUCCAGACUCUCUGGCUCUUUCCCACCUCGAAGGAUCUGAAUGCUGUCUCAUUCACGCCGAUAACCCCCUGUCGCAGGCACACGGAGUUUACCUCAAUCCUCAUGUUCGCGUGGGAUAUAAUCCAGAAGCAUAUGCGGCUGUGCAUCCAGCGCGGGCGUGGCUAUCCAGGCAAAGCAUCGCUCUAGCACUCUGGAAGAAUCGAAUCCGACGCUGGACGACCACCUCCUACUUCAAGAUGCAGGUCGUCCGCAGUCGUGUCGCGAGGUGGGAGAACGCCCACCCGGAGCAGCAGGAAAGUGGUGAUUUCUGCUUGAUUAAUGAAAUGCAGGUCUUAGUAGCCAAUGGCUGGGCGCAUGUAUGA